AUGACCGACGUUAAGUCAGCAACUCCCGCUUUAAAAAGCGAAACAAAACCUAGUGGACCGAGCUCUUCCGAUAUGGAAUACUAUUACAAACAUCUAUAUCCUUUCAAGCCUAUCUUCAAUUGGUUAAAUCACUCUGUCAAACCAGGAAGGGAUAUUACAAAUAGGGAAUUUGCAAUGGCUUUUAGAUCAGGAGCAUACAAAAGAUAUAAUUCUUUCAAUUCGUUGCAGGAAUUUAAAGCACAGAUAGAAAAGGGUAAUCCGGAUAGAUUUGAAAUAGGUGCAGUUUAUAAUAAGCCACCCAGAGAUAGAGAUUCCCUUUUAAAAAGUGAAAUGAAGCCUUUGGAAAAGGAACUUGUUUUUGAUAUUGAUAUGGAUGACUAUGAUACCUUUAGAACUUGUUGUUCGGGAGCUCAAGUCUGUGAGAAAUGUUGGAAGUUUAUUUCCCUUGCGAUGAAAGUAAUGAACGUUUCCCUAGAGGAAGACUUUGGCUAUGACGAUUAUAUAUGGAUAUUUUCGGGUAGGCGUGGUGCUCAUUGUUGGAUAAGUGACAAGCGCGCAAGAAUCUUAAAUGAUUUGCAAAGGAGAAACGUUUUAGAUUAUCUGAACGUUGUCAGGGAUAGAACAGCAAGCAAAAGAUUAGCACUAAAACGACCAUAUCACCCCCAUGUUGCACGUUCUUUGGAUAUAUUAAAGCCUUUCUUUGUUGAAAUAAUUCUCGAGGAACAAAAUCCAUGGGAAGAUGAUGAGCAUGCGAUCCAAACGUUACUGCCGGGACUUCAUGAUAAACACCUUAUUGAGCAAUUGAAAGUGUUUUGGAAGGCAAAUCCCAACCGAUCAAGUAGGGAGAAAUGGGGUGAUAUUGAUCUACUUGCGUCUAAGGAGUUAAAGGCUAACAAGAAGCAGGAUGCCAUCAAUAGACUUCGUGAAUGCAAAGAAGAUUUGGUUAUUGCAACGCUGUAUCCAAAAUUAGAUGUUGAAGUUACCAAACAGACAAUCCAUUUAUUAAAGGCACCAUUUUGCAUUCAUCCUGCUACGGGGAAUGUCUGUGUUCCUAUUACAGAAUCAUUUACACCCAGGGAUGCCCCAAAAUUACUGGAUUUGCAGAACGAGAUGGAAAAAAAUAAUAAUGAGGUAAAGAUGACUUCUUUAGAACCAUUUAUUGAGCACUUCCAAACCUAUGUGUCGAAAGUGAUUAAAGAUGAGGAUGUGACAAGAAAAAGAGAAAGAGAAGAAGAAGAGGUCGAUGGAUCUUUGGAUUUUUAA
This is a messenger RNA of Naumovozyma castellii, 1263 nucleotides long. It is a transcript of the gene PRI1, whose product is annotated as DNA primase subunit PRI1. Lineage: Eukaryota; Fungi; Ascomycota; Saccharomycetes; Saccharomycetales; Saccharomycetaceae. Bases 1 to 1263 code for a protein of 420 amino acids. The record is from RefSeq and is a predicted model, not a curated record. The transcript has a single exon.